UGUAUUGCACGAAGUUGGUAGAUAUGUCUAGGUUUCGAUAUGACAAAAUCGAAUUCAGGUUCUCAAUUUUUGGUUGAAGAGAUAGAAUAAAUCGGUAAGUAUUUCCUUCAUUAUCGAGGUGAUUGGCUUCUAACUCAAGGCAGAAUAAUGCACAGUGCCAUUCUCAUUUUCGUCCGUAUCGAGUAUUUCACGCUCCUCCUCGGUAGUUCCUCCGACCUCAGUAUCUUUAGAGAGUUGACUUUUGAUGAAUUCAACAAUGACAAUCACCAGCAACAAAAUUGCAACAGUUUCAGAUGCACCCUUGGUCUGUUCAAUAGUUCUAUCCGAAAACGUUCCCGAAAUUAGAUCUUUCGGCUUGGACAACUCGGAUGCAAUUGCAACGGUCGCCCACACCAGCACAAUUGGUACCACCCAAACACGUUUCUUCCUGCUCCAAAUCGUACUAGUGAAAUAUGUCCCGACAAAGAAGACAAUCACCAAGGAAAGCCAACCGAUAAUGGCUUGGACUUUUGGUGACGCCUUGUACGCAACGGCAACGACGUUAGUGUUGACGAGAGUUGCUGCCAUGAUCCAAGAGGCGUGGAUCAAAAAAGGAAAUUUUAGCAGCCAGAAUUCCUCAAAUGUUGAGGAUGAUGCUCGUGACACCCGAAGCAAGAUUGAAACGAGAGGAACCAAUAUGCAGAUCAUUGCAACGAGGGAUAGAGCAAUCUUUUCAAACCCGAAGAAGAUCGUCCAUAAGCCUUGCGCCAAGCAGGCAAGCGCAAAGUUGUACCCUACACCCUUGGUCACAAUAUCCUUGCUGCGAUAGGAAGGAAGAAGCUGAACAAUUGUCCAAAUCAAUUCUGCCGUGAAGAUGAUGCCCCAAAUCGAGAAGGCGUACGCAGCUGGAGUUACCAAUGUUUGGUAUUUCGCUGAUAGAGUUCCGUUGUCCGGUAGACCAGCCCGACUAGAACCAUAAACAACCAAGAAAUUCGACAAGUACGCGAUCACAUUCACGUAGUUGAUCGGCUUUAGAUCUGGGGUGACGGCGGUUGAAGAUGCCAUUGUGAUUCCAAUACAAACCCUUUUUGUUGCUGUGGCACUGCGGAGCGUUAGAGAAUUACAA
This is a messenger RNA of Pseudo-nitzschia multistriata, 1105 nucleotides long. NCBI's taxonomy places the organism in Eukaryota, Bacillariophyta, Bacillariophyceae, Bacillariales, Bacillariaceae. The record is from the annotation of a GenBank genome assembly.